This is a messenger RNA of Nymphaea colorata (pocket water lily), 1718 nucleotides long. Its product is annotated as transcription factor bHLH68-like. The record is from RefSeq and is a predicted model, not a curated record. The transcript has 8 exons. Gene Ontology annotation, biological process: regulation of transcription by RNA polymerase II. Gene Ontology annotation, cellular component: nucleus. NCBI's taxonomy places the organism in Eukaryota, Viridiplantae, Streptophyta, Magnoliopsida, Nymphaeales, Nymphaeaceae. Gene Ontology annotation, molecular function: DNA-binding transcription factor activity, RNA polymerase II-specific; RNA polymerase II cis-regulatory region sequence-specific DNA binding; protein dimerization activity. The coding region runs from base 197 to 1210 and encodes 337 amino acids.
AGAAAAUUCAAAGCCAAAAGUGAUAACCAUAAUAAUAACAACAAAUUUCAGUUGGCUAUUUCGCUCACACAAACAAAGAAUUGGAGUCUUCAUCUUCAUCCCGUCCAACCAAAAGAGAAGCAGCAAGAAGAAGAACGGAAGAAGCUGAGGGAAACCUGCAGGUUCACACGGCACCUGAGAGCUCUCUCGUUACGGCAUGAACCGUGGGAUGUGGCAGACCUCGCCGGUGAUGGCGACAGGCAACCUCUAUUGGCAGUGGAAUCCUAAUGCCAUCCCCCCUCCGCCUCUUCCUCUCCCACCAUCAACUCCUAUUCCUUUCCACGCCUCCCCCUCCAUGUUCCAACCUUACCAGCAACCGCCAUCACUUCUUCUUAGCUCCUCAGCCUGGAAUGACAACCAAGAGUUUCCGGAAUCUUGGUGCCAAUUAUUGUUAGGGAGUUUGGUGGGUGACUAUGAAAGCCACGGAAACACCAAUAUGAAGAGAACCGCGGAGAAUUUGGAACAUCAGGUGCCGAUUCCCUCCUCAAACACAUACAUGACACAAGUGAAACGCGAGGUACUCAAUGGUGGUUUUGUGUAUUCUCAACAUCAAGAGCAUCACAAUCAAGUGUUGCAGACAACAGCGUCUUCUUCGCGGCAGAUCAGCCAUCUCGUCUCCUCCCCUACCUCUUGCACAAGUUACAGCAGCAACGUUUUUGAUUUCUCCAGUGGCAAGUCAAAGAAACAACCGAUCUCAUCAGAUCGAUCACCUGAGUGCAAUAGCUCAGCAACGGGUGCAGCGGUGAAGAAGGCUAAACUCCAGGCCGCAGGCGCAGGACAAUCCUCCUUCAAGGGUAGAAAAGUGAAAUUGGGUGAUAGAGUAACAGCACUACACCAACUUGUUUCCCCCUUUGGAAAGACUGACACGGCGUCUGUAUUGCUAGAGGCUAUUGGGUACAUCAGAUUCCUUCAAGCUCAAAUAGCGGCUUUGAGUUCUCCUUACAUGGAUACUGCCCCAGGAAGUUUAACACAUCCUGUGAAAGGUGAGACAGAAGGUUGCGGAUGCCCACAAGACUCAGAUCAGCAGAAAGUUGCAGAUGAGCCGAAGAAGGACCUGAGGAGUAGAGGCUUGUGUCUCGUGCCUGUAUAUCGUAUUCUAAAUGCUGGCAGUGAAAAUGGAGCUGGCUUUUGGCCAGCAGCAGCGGGUGCAGGAUUUCAAUGCGAUCGAUGACCCUUUCCAGCAGGCCUUCCAGGCUGAAGCUUCAUGAAAAGGUACAACACCAUGAGCAGUCAAUCUAUCAACUAAAAGCCUGGCUGAUCCCUCAUGCUGCUGUACAUGCUCCUUCAGCAGCUCAGAAGUUGCAGCUGAUGGAAUCCCAAUCACUAAUUGCAGGCCGUGUCGUUUUCUUUCUUUCUUUCUUAGUCAUUUCUUUGGUGCUUUUUUUAUUGUAUAUGUAUCCAUUAGGGGCAUGUGUAUCUCACCAUCAGGAUGGCGCGUUUCUUGCUUUUGAAGCAAGCAGACCAUUCUGAUCAAGAUCUUAUACUUCAGCUGCUGGUGAAUCGUCUCUGCCAUUGUUUGUUGGGGUACGAGAUGGAGUCAUCAAUCAAUGUUGUAAACUCAUUCCAUAAUCCUACCAAAAUGCGAGAAUGUAAAGACUCAUGAUCUUGCUGGUCUUUGUCUUCAUAUUGUAAAGAUCUAAUUCCGCAUCAGUACAUUAUUACAUUUAGAUUUUCAGUAA